CUUAAAUUUGACUUCCUUAUACAAUGGGCAUCAACCCACAUCAACCCAUUCUCUUUCAUUCAUUCAGCGUGUUUGAACAAGCUUUCUUUUCAUUGUUUUCGGUUGCAGUCCCUCUUAUUGUUAAGGCGGCGGAAGAAAGAGAGAGAGUUCACCGACAUCGUUGUUCUGUGGUGAGGAGAAAGAAGUAGAGCUACAAUAGCAGGGAGAGAAAGCUCACCCACAUCGUUGUUAAGUUGUAUGCGACAAUUGGAGUUAGAUUUAGAGGUGCUAUUGAUCCUUGUCAAGGAGGAGGAGGAGAAAGAACAGUUGAGUUGGUUCAAGGUAAGUGAUUUGGACCAGAUCUUUGCAAUUCGGUCACAAUGGCCAUCAACUUGAGCAGCGAAUUGCUGUCCCUUAUUUUGCAGUUUCUCGAUGAGGAGAGGCUCAGUGAAACGGCACACAAGUUGGAACAAGAAUCUGGGUGCUACUUUAACAUGGCGUAUUUUGAAUCCCAAGUUCUGGCUGGAGAAUGGGAUAAAGUUGAGGGUUAUCUUUCCGGUUUUACAAGAGUUCGAGAUAAUGUCCAGUCUGCGCAAACUUUCUUUGAGAUCAGGAAACAGAAAUAUUUAGAAGCAUUGGUCAUGAAAGAUUAUGUAAACGCUGUGGAAAUACUUAGGAAGGAUCUCAAAAUGUUUGAAAAUCUUAGUAGUGUCAUUUACAAAGAGCUCACACAGUUAAUAACUUUGGGAAACAUCAGGAAAAAUGAGAAGUUUUAUAAAUGUGGAGAUACAACAUCCACACGGAAAUCAAUGUUUCUAACGCUGAGAAGGCUUAUAAAUGACAAUCCUAAAAUAUUCAAUAAGCUGAAACUUCCACAUAUUGAAACUUCUAGGUUAAGAAUCCUCAUAAAUCAAAGUUUGAAUUGGCAGCAUCAAAUUUGCAAAAAACCAACUUGUAAUCUUGAUAUCAGAAGUCUGUUUCUUGAUCACAUAUGUGUACCUCUUGGUGGAUCUCAAAGCCACACAAAUAAUUCUAUUGUUGGAGUAAUUCCACAAGAGCCAUUUUCACAUGGAGUUGAUCUCUCUAGUAGUGGUAUGUUGUCUCUUACAACAGGAUGGAUGGAGAAUUCUGAGCAUUCCAUGUCUCAUCCUCUUGUGCCUGUAGGCACAGGGAAUGCAGGUUUUCUAAAACGAACUAGAACACCCACUGCAAAUAGUACUGGAACUGAUUAUCAAUUUGUGAGUCCUGUACCUGUUGCUAAGCGCUCCCGUAUUGGUCCAUCUGAUUUGAAUAAUUCUGAUAGCAACCGACCAACAGAUGUAAAACAAAGUGUUCUAGAUGAGGAUGCAAACAAGAUUAAAAAAGUAAACCUUUCAGGGAUGUCACAUUCAAUCCAUUGUAGGUCUCUCAAAUUACCAGAUCGAACGUCAAAGGAAAAGAUUGUUCAACUACUCUAUACAAAUUCUGGUUCUAAUGUCUUAGCUUUAGACUCCAAUGCUUCUCACAAGCGAUGGAUAUGGACAUGUAAUGAGGAGAAUCCAACUGGAAAGGUGACAACUACUAUUCCAACUGGAUUCGACUCAGCUACACAUGAUUCAUGUUACAAAGAUCCAGAAAAACAGAUCUCAUGCAUGGUUUUGUCAAACAAUGACAAAUACAUAUUAUCCACUUUUGGUGGAGAGGUGUCCUUACUCAGAUUGAAAAAGUUUAAGCCCAUAUCGAUAUUGUUGCCCCCUUCCCCACCAGCAACAUCCUUUGCUCUCCAUCCAGAGGAUAAUAAUAUUGUUGCUUUUGGAUUGGAGAACUCGAAAAUUCUUAUAAGCAAUGUGAAAUCUCAAUCGGCUGAGACGUUGCAAGGGCACCAUCAAAAGAAAAUCACCAGCCUGGCAUUUUCGCUAUCUUUAGGUCUGCUGAUAUCAGCUGGAGCUGAUGGUCUGCUCUGUGGCUGGAGCCUAGAUGGAUAUGUAAUACGGCGAGAACAAAUUGUAUAUCCACAUGGAGAAAGAUUAUCAUCACCACUUGGAAUUAACAAAAUACAGUUUCACAAAAAUCAGGUUCACUUGCUAGUCGUGCAGGAGAACCAAAUUGCAAUUUAUGAUUCUUCUACACUUGAACAAGAUUGCUACUGGGAACCUCAUGACUCAAUGGCUGCACCGAUUUCAAGUGCCCUAUAUUCGUGUGAUAGCCAACUAGUCUAUGCGUGUUUCUGUGAUGGUGCAAUUGGUGUUUUUGAUGCAGAUAUCCUAAGGCCACUUUUCCGUGUCCCUCCUUCUGCAUAUUUGCCAUCAGACAUGAGCAGUGACAAUAUCUAUCCUCUUGCAAUUGCAACACACCCACAUGAAUGCAACCAAUUCGCUAUUGGUUUGACUGACGGGGAAGCGUAUUUGAUUGACCUUAUUAUAGAAUCACAGGGGAAGGAGGCCAUGGACUCACUGGAGAAUGGAGUGGCUGGUUCAGAUCCCUCGACGAGCAACCAUGGUUCAGAAUUACCAAGCUAGCAUGGAAAUGUGACAUGACAAAUAUCAAGCAACAAAUGCCAAAUGCAGUAUUCUGAUUCGUUUAUGAGAUCAUAAUUGUUGCAUUUCUUUCACGAGCAUGCAUACUGCAAACCAUUUUCUUAAGAAGAGGUUCUGAUAUUAAUUCUCUGUGUCCUAAGUUAAUGUAAUGAUGGAAAUCAUGUGUUUGUUUUGACUGAAUAGUCGAGGUUGGCCUAACCAACUGUAAAUCUAAAUGAUUUUGCAAUGUUCUGUUAUUCAUCUAAAAAGAAAAUACAUUAAAAGGGAGAAAACUUUCAAGUUCCCCUAUUAGAAGAGCCUGUUCAGUGGAGAGGGUAAGUAAUUUGGUAACUAACUUGAAAUGGAAUCAUUCAUAACACCCUACCUAGCUUCGAAAAAGAAUGGUACCCUCCACCUCUUGAAAAGGGGCAGAUUGAAACAUGCUGCUUUGUGAUUGUAUUAGAGUAGGUUAUUGACAAUUUUAAUGCCAUACUAGAUUGUUUGUA
Messenger RNA from Cryptomeria japonica (Japanese cedar), 2980 nucleotides. RefSeq names its product protein TOPLESS-like. Gene Ontology annotation, molecular function: protein binding. NCBI's taxonomy places the organism in Eukaryota, Viridiplantae, Streptophyta, Pinopsida, Cupressales, Cupressaceae. Gene Ontology annotation, biological process: regulation of DNA-templated transcription. The record is from RefSeq and is a predicted model, not a curated record. The coding region runs from base 360 to 2477 and encodes 705 amino acids. The transcript has 16 exons.